CGUCGUGGAAAAUCUGGAGCCAUAAUAUAAAAAGGGGUCCAACCCGAAUGCGUGCAGCCGUUUACGCGAAUAGCUCCGAAAGCGAAGGUGCUCAACAUUCGCUCUUCUCGUGAGAUCACCUUGCUCACUUCCACAGAGAUUCUACAAAGCUUGGCGUUCUCAACCUUUUAAUAUAUAUUUAUUACUUGGGACAUGGCGGAGGAGGGUUACAAGGUUAAGUUGAAUGUUUAUGACCUAAGCCAAGGACUAGCUCGGCAGCUCUCCACAUCGUUUUUAGGGAAGGCCAUCGAGGGUAUAUGGCACACAGGAGUUGUCGUUUAUGGUAAUGAAUACUACUUUGGAGGAGGUAUACAACAUUCUCCUGCUGGAUUGACACCAUAUGGUACACCAAUUCGGGUGGUGGAAUUGGGAGUCACCCAUGUGCCAAAGGAUGUAUUUGAAAUGUAUCUGCAGGAAAUCAGCUCCCGUUAUACAGCUGAAACCUAUAGUUUGCUCACACAUAAUUGCAACAACUUUAGCAAUGAGGUUGCUCAGUUUUUGGUAGGUGCAACCAUUCCAGACUACAUUCUGCAUCUCCCUAACGAAGUGAUGAGUAGUCCAAUGGGUGCUGUUAUAUUGCCCAUGAUACAGAAUCUGGAGACCACACUGAGGGCUGGUGCUGUCCCACAAGUUCCACAAUUUAGGCCUCCGGCAGCCCAGCCUCCGCGAACUGUGUCCACCACAAAUCCUGAUAACAAAGCAAAAUCUGAAGAGCAACUAACCAAGGCUGAGGAGCCAAAGACAACGGAAAAGGCAUUGCCACCUGCUGUCAAACCUGCAGGUGACCCCCUUGGGAAUGCCCGGAGCAAGGUGCAGGAGGAGAUAGGCAAAGAAUUUGCAGCAAUAAUGGCGACGGGGACAUUGCGUGCAAGCGAGGCUGCGGCGCUUGCAACAAGAAGAGUUAUGCAAAGAUAUGGGAACACGAGUGCCGCAAUGCCGCAGAGGAGUUAGAAUCAGGGGAAAAGAUAUUCUUUUCUAUUAGUUGUUUAGACCGUCAUUUAUCGAAAGCAUGGGUCUAAAAAUGACCCCUCAUGUGUUAUUGACAUUUUUAUAAUUUGACUUGUUCAUUCUAUCAAACGUUAUGAGUUGUUUAGACUUGUUCUUCUAUGCAACUAUAUAUUAUUACGCAAUCCUAAUA
Molecule: messenger RNA, 1177 nt
Organism: Corylus avellana
Lineage: Eukaryota; Viridiplantae; Streptophyta; Magnoliopsida; Fagales; Betulaceae
Product: PPPDE putative thiol peptidase family protein
Biological process (GO): protein modification by small protein removal
Molecular function (GO): peptidase activity
Source: RefSeq, a predicted model, not a curated record